GUUUGAAAAUGGAAAAUUUUGAUGCGUCACUGAGCACCUAUUUCAGGGCAUGGCUGGGUCCCCGAGACACCAGAGUGAAAGGCUGGUUCCUUCUGGACAGCUACAUCCCCACGCUCGUCUGCUCUGUCAUUUACUUACUGAUGGUGUGGCUGGGACCAAAGUACAUGAGGGACCGGCAGCCCUUCUCCUGCCGUGGUGUCCUGGUGCUGUACAACCUGGGCCUCACCCUGCUGUCUCUCUACAUGUUCUACGAGUUAGUGACAGGAGUGUGGGAAGGAAGAUACAACUUCUUCUGCCAAGGCACCCGCAGUGCGGGUGAAUCCGACAUGAAGAUCAUCCGCGUGCUCUGGUGGUACUACUUCUCCAAGCUCAUAGAGUUCAUGGACACCUUCUUCUUCAUCCUGCGCAAGAACAACCACCAGAUCACCGUGCUGCACGUCUACCACCACGCCUCCAUGCUCAACAUCUGGUGGUUCGUGAUGAACUGGGUCCCCUGUGGUCACUGUGCAGUUUGUGCUGACCAUCAUCCAGACGAGCUGUGGGGUGCUGUGGCGGUGCUCCUUCCCGCUUGGCUGGCUCUACUUCCAGAUCGGGUACAUGAUCUCCCUGAUCGCGCUCUUCACCAACUUCUACAUCCAGACUUACAACAAGAAGGGGGCCUCUCGGAGGAAAGACUACCUGAAAGACCACCAGAACGGGUCCGUGACUGCUGUGAACGGGCACGCCAGCAGCUUCUCCCCCCUGGACGGCAGUGCCAAGCCCCGGAAGCUGCGGAAGGAUUGAAACGGCCACGCCCACAGCCAGACACACGUGUGACUGUAAGCACAGUAGAGUCGCGCCCUGACACCCGCCGACAGCGACAGCCACUGCGACUUGGGCCUGCAGUAGUCGAUUCGUGUAGGACCCUUUUCAUCCAUUCCAAACCCCUAGAGUUCCUCCGCAGAUUACACAAGUAGGCAUCAGAUCCCGCACAUUUCCAGGACCUCACUGACCCCGCCCGCCUGCCCGCCCGCCGCGCUAGACUGUGGAAGGGAAUUACUGUAGUGUGUGACACUGCUGUUGCCUUAUUAGUUAUAACAUGAUAGGUGCUGAAUUGUGGUUCACAAUUUAAAAACACUGUAAUCCAAACUUUUUUUUUAAACUGUUGAUCAUGCAUGUGAUUGUAAAUGUAAAUUUGUAUAAUGUCCUUACAGUAGAGAAACACACAUGCCUUACAAUUUAAAAAGCAGGGCCCAAAGCUUACUAGUUCCAAUUAGGAUAGGUUUCAAGUUUGUAUUCAUUUGUAAUAGCUCUGUUCAGAAAAAAAGAAAUCACCGACCGUGAGGGGAGGAAGCCGGUGUGCGCCAGCAGCUCUGGUUUCUUGAGGGUGCGUCAUCAGGAACGGCGCCUUCAGUUCUGUGAUCCGAGCUUUCAGCCAAGCAGGCUCAACCUUGGUGGAACAGUUGGUUUAACUUUUUAACAGAUGUUAUUUUUUUAUUUUGAGUGCCACUAUUGAUAAUGCAAGAGAGCGGGGGAGGGGCGCUGCGGAGCAGUCUUGAUGAACCUUAAAUAUAGAGUCUCUGUCCUCAAGAUUCUGGAACGCGUGUAGGGCAAGCAGGCCAUUUUUAAUUUCUGAAGCACUGAGUGUUUUUAAUGCAGGGAACAAAAAGCCGCGUUUGCUUUGCAGUGCAGGAGAGGAGGUGACCUUCCCAGGACCAGGGCGCAUUUCUGGUUUGGCAGACGCCGCAGGUGAGCGGAGGGAGCUGAAGGCCAGACUCCACAUCUGCAAUCGUGUCUGUACCGGUCUGACCCAAACUGCCUUUGAAAUGUGCCUGGUCCCCUAAAAAUUGAUUAAUAAGAGAGGGAAAAGAACCUUUAAAAACAUGGGGUAAAAUUAAGCAGAUAGGAACAGCAUACGCACAGCUGAUUGGACAGCGAUUUCUUGUUGAGCAUAAAUCUGCCAUCUCCGCCACUUCUUCCGCUUACGAUCUGAAGAUUCAUGGGACCACUUGUUCAAACAUUGUGACCGCUGGUCAUAAAGCCCAUUGUGUGCGCUGUUAACGUGCUGACCGCCCCGUCCCUUCUGCAUUGGAAACAGCUCAUUGAACCACUUGCGACGCAUAGAGAUGGUCGUUGACAACAUAUAAACUGACUGUGGGUUUGAUGUUGAUG
Molecule: messenger RNA, 2151 nt
Organism: Dipodomys ordii (Ord's kangaroo rat)
Lineage: Eukaryota; Metazoa; Chordata; Mammalia; Rodentia; Heteromyidae
Gene: Elovl5
Product: ELOVL fatty acid elongase 5
Exons: 6
Coding region: 9-956 (315 amino acids)
Biological process (GO): fatty acid elongation, polyunsaturated fatty acid; fatty acid elongation, saturated fatty acid; sphingolipid biosynthetic process
Cellular component (GO): endoplasmic reticulum; endoplasmic reticulum membrane
Molecular function (GO): fatty acid elongase activity
Source: RefSeq, a predicted model, not a curated record